Messenger RNA from Lodderomyces parapsilosis, 4497 nucleotides. RefSeq names its product pleiotropic drug resistance family ABC transporter. NCBI's taxonomy places the organism in Eukaryota, Fungi, Ascomycota, Pichiomycetes, Serinales, Debaryomycetaceae. Gene Ontology annotation, molecular function: ATP hydrolysis activity; ATP binding; ABC-type transporter activity. Bases 1 to 4497 code for a protein of 1498 amino acids. Gene Ontology annotation, cellular component: membrane. Gene Ontology annotation, biological process: xenobiotic detoxification by transmembrane export across the plasma membrane. The record is from RefSeq and is a predicted model, not a curated record. The transcript has a single exon.
AUGCCAACGACAGAGGAGACUAACGAAGACUCCUACAACAAUUUGGAGAAGCAGCAAACUUCUUCCUCAUCGUUUGAUGCGCCAUCGGUACAAGAGUAUACAGGAUUUGGAGCUCAAGAUGUUCACCAAUUGGCAAAAACAUUGACAAAUGAGGAUACCACUUCAGCUGCAAGUUUGAAAAGGUACCUCUCACACAUGUCUCAGGUUCCUGGUGUGAACCCUGCGGAAGAGGUUGAAGAUGAAAGAUUAGAUCCAAAUUCCGACAAAUUCGAAUCCAAGUUCUGGGUAAAGAAUAUGAAAAAGUUGAUAGAGACACAUCCUGACUACUACAAGCCUUCAAAAUUGGGUGUUGGUUACAGAAACUUGAGAGCUUAUGGUACCGCCAAUGAUACCGAUUAUCAACCAACUGUGACAAAUGCGCUUUGGAAGUACGCUACAGAGGCGCUAGGUCAUUUGAGGAAAGAAGACGAGUCGAAAAUGUUCAACAUACUUAAGCAUAUGGAUGCUAUUAUGAGACCUGGUGAGCUUACUGUUGUGUUGGGUAGACCAGGUGCUGGUUGUUCCACCUUGUUGAAGACAAUUGCUGUCAACACAUAUGGUUUUCACAUUGGCAAAGAGUCAAAGAUCACCUACGAUGGAUUGACACCAAAAGAGAUUGCCAAACACUACCGAGGCGAUGUCAUCUACUCUGCUGAAACUGAUGUCCACUUCCCUCACUUGUCGGUUGGUGAUACUUUACAGUUUGCAGCCAGAAUGAGAACUCCACAAAACAGAGGCGAGAAUGUGGAUAGAGAAAAAUAUGCCGAGCACAUGGCUGAUGUGUACAUGGCCACCUAUGGUUUGUUACACACAAAGAAUACUAAUGUUGGUAAUGACUUUGUCAGAGGUGUUUCAGGUGGUGAAAGAAAAAGAGUGUCAAUUGCAGAAGCAUCAUUGAAUGGAGCUAAUAUCCAAUGUUGGGAUAAUGCCACCAGAGGUUUGGAUUCGGCUACCGCAUUGGAGUUUAUCAGAGCAUUAAAGACGUCAGCAGCAGUCUUGGACACCACUCCGUUGAUUGCCAUCUACCAAUGUUCACAAGAUGCUUACGACUUGUUUGACAAGGUUGUUGUAUUGUACGAAGGGUAUCAAAUCUUCUUUGGUCGCGCUGACAAAGCGAAGGAAUUUUUCGUCAACAUGGGGUGGGAUUGUCCUCAAAGACAAACCACUGCCGAUUUCUUGACAUCAUUAGCGAAUCCGGCAGAGAGGAAAGCUCGCCCAGGGUUUGAAGAUCAAGUUCCUCGUACAGCUGAAGAGUUUGAAGCACGCUGGAAGAACUCACCUGAGUAUGCUGCUUUGAUAGAAGAAAUUGACGAAUAUUUUGCUGAAUGUGAAACACACAAUGUCAAACAAAUAUACCAUGAGUCUCACACAGCAAGACAAUCGGACCACAUUCGCCCUGCUUCUCCAUAUACAGUGUCAUUUGGGUUGCAAGUGAAGUAUUUGAUGUACAGAAACUGGUUGAGAACCAAAGGUGAUCCGUCUAUCACGUUAUUCUCCAUUUUUGGACAAUUGGUAAUGGGUCUUAUCCUAUCAUCAAUCUUUUACAACAUGCUGCCAGAUACAGGAUCGUUCUACUUUCGUGGGGCAGCGUUGUUCUUGGCUGUGUUGUUUAACGCGUUUUCGUCUCUUUUGGAGAUUUUGUCACUUUUUGACGCAAGACCGAUUGUUGAGAAGCAUAAGAAGUAUGCACUUUACCGACCAUCUGCAGACGCUUUGGCCAGUAUUAUAACCGAGUUGCCAACCAAGCUUAUGAUGUCCAUGUCAUUCAAUUUUGUGUUCUACUUUAUGGUUAACUUCAGAAGAAAUCCUGGCAGGUUCUUUUUCUAUUGGCUCAUGUGCGGGUGGUGUACGUUGGUUAUGUCACACAUGUUUAGAUCUAUUGGAGCUGUGUCCAACUCGAUUGCGGAGGCAUUGACUCCAGCCACGGUGAUAUUGUUGGCAAUGACAAUCUUUACCGGUUUUGUUAUUCCUACGCCAAGUAUGUUGGGAUGGUCGAGAUGGAUCAAUUACAUCAACCCUGUUGGAUACGUGUUUGAGUCAUUGAUGUUGAACGAGUUCCAUGGUCGAGAGUUUUCGUGUUCACAAUUUGUGCCUUCUGGACCUGAUUAUCAAAACAUUGGACAGAACAAUAGAGUGUGUUCCGCAGUAGGGUCUAGACCAGGGAGUAACGUGGUCAAUGGUACAGACUAUCUUGACUUGGCAUAUCGGUAUUACAACGCACACAAGUGGAGAAACCUAGGCAUCACUAUUGGAUUCGCGGUGUUUUUCUUGUUUGUUUACAUUGCCCUCACGGAAUUCAACAAAGGAGCUAUGCAAAAAGGUGAAAUUGUGUUGUUUUUGAGGGGAUCUUUGAAGAAGCGGAAACAAAAGAGGAUGGAAGAGGCUCAUGAUUCUGAGUUUGGUGGAAUGCCAAACGAAAAAGUGUCACGUGAAGCCGAAGGAGAAGCAGCCAGAUUCGAAAAGACCGGUAACGCAGAUGAAGGGUCCGUAGGAUCAGCUGAGAUACCAAGCAAUAGGGAGAUUUUCUUUUGGAAGGAUUUGACUUACCAGGUUAAGAUUAAGAGUGAGGAUAGGGUCAUCUUGGAUCAUGUUGACGGAUGGGUCAAGCCUGGGCAGAUUACGGCAUUGAUGGGAGCAUCUGGUGCUGGUAAGACCACAUUGUUGAACUGUUUGUCGGAACGAGUUACUACAGGUGUGAUUACGGAUGGUACAAGAUUGGUUAAUGGACAUUCUCUCGACUCGUCAUUCCAAAGAUCUAUUGGAUAUGUCCAACAGCAAGAUUUGCAUUUGCCGACAUCGACCGUUAGGGAAGCAUUACAGUUUUCAGCAUACUUGAGACAAUCGAACAAGAUUUCCAAGAAGGAGAAGGAUGAAUAUGUUGACUACAUUAUUGACUUAUUGGAAAUGACGAGUUAUGGUGAUGCUUUGGUUGGUGUUGCCGGAGAAGGAUUGAAUGUUGAACAAAGAAAGCGUUUAACCAUUGGUGUUGAGUUGGUUGCCAAGCCCAAGUUGUUGUUGUUCCUUGAUGAGCCUACUUCAGGAUUGGACUCGCAAACAGCAUGGUCGAUUUGUAAAUUGAUGAGAAAGUUGGCAGACCAUGGACAAGCUAUUUUGUGUACUAUCCAUCAACCUUCGGCAUUAUUGUUGCAGGAAUUUGAUCGUUUAUUGUUCUUGCAGAGAGGUGGGCAAACAGUUUACUUUGGAGACUUGGGCAAGGAUUUCAAAACUUUGAUCAACUAUUUCGAAAAGAAUGGUGCUGAUCCUUGUCCACCAGAGGCGAACCCAGCUGAAUGGAUGUUGCAAGUUGUUGGAGCUGCACCAGGUUCCCAUGCAAAGCACAAUUAUUUUGAAGUAUGGAGAAACUCACAGGAGUACCAAGACGUGAGAAAAGAGAUUGCCACUAUGGAAACCGAAUUGUCUAAGUUACCAAGAGAUGAGGACCCGGAAGCUAAAUAUACUUAUGCUGCACCACUUUGGAAACAAUACCUAAUUGUUACAUGGAGAGUUAUUGUGCAAGAUUGGCGAACACCAAGAUAUAUAUACUCCAAAGCCUUUUUGGUCAUUUCAUCAUCAAUUUUCAACGGAUUUUCAUUUUUUAAAGCCAAUAGGACACAACAAGGAUUACAAAAUCAAAUGUUUUCAGUGUUUAUGUUCUUCAUCCCAUUCAACACCAUGGUUGAACAAUUGCUUCCUCAGUAUGUGAAACAAAGAGAUGUUUAUGAAGUUCGAGAGGCACCUUCCAGAACGUUUAGUUGGUUUGCAUUCAUCACCUCCCAACUUACUGCCGAAAUGCCAUACCAGAUUUUAGUGGGAACAAUUGCAUUCUUUUGCUGGUACUACCCUCUUGGAUUAUAUGCAAAUGCUGAACCUACCGAUGCUGUUGAUCAAAGGGGUGUUCUUAUGUGGCUUUUCAUCAACUGUUUUCAUGUAUACGCCAGCACGAUGGGUCUAUUAUGUGUUUCCUUUAUGGAACUUGCUGAUAAUGCGGCUAAUCUUGUGAACCUUUUGUUUACAAUGUGUUUAGCAUUUUGUGGUGUGUUGGUAACAGGAGAUGACAUGCCUCGAUUCUGGAUUUUCAUGUAUCGCUGUAACCCAUUCACAUAUUUGGUGCAAGGUAUGUUGGCUACAGGCUUGGCAAAUACGUCGGUGCAUUGUAGCAAGACGGAACUAUUAACCAUUGAGCCACCUAGUGGACAGUCGUGCUCGUCAUACAUGGAAUCGUAUUUACAAAUGGCUGGUGGGUACAUUGAUGAGUCCGAUGGAUGUCGUUUUUGUCAAAUGAAGUAUACCAACACAUUCUUGGACUCGAUCAAUGCCCGAUACAGUGAAAGGUGGAGGAAUUUUGGGCUUGUGAUUUGUUUCAUUGCCGCUAACAUUGUGCUUACUGCUGCAUUGUAUUGGUUAGCAAGAGUUCCAAAGGGAAAUAGAGAAAAGGGGAAGAAGAAAGAGGAGAAGUAA